Messenger RNA from Cuscuta europaea, 1348 nucleotides. Lineage: Eukaryota; Viridiplantae; Streptophyta; Magnoliopsida; Solanales; Convolvulaceae. The record is from the annotation of a GenBank genome assembly.
GUUUCUUCCUCCUAGCAUCGGAUGGGUAAACUUCAUUUUCAUAAAUAGAACGGUCUUUGACUUUGAGGUAUUUAAGGCACCUAUCAUUUAUGUGAUACGUCUUCUCUUUUAUGCUCGGGUUUCUAGGGUUGCCGACUCAGGCGACGCCUAGCUUUUUGUCCGGCGGUGCUUCGCUCAGACGAGUACGGUGCCGAGAAGGUCUUUGUUAUUGGCUGCAGGAGGAGAUCACAGGGAGGAUUUUGGUAGGGAAGAGUCAAUGAGCAUCUUAUCGUGAAAUUGUAGAGGACUGUACAAGAAGAUGGAAAUCGGGGUAGAGGAAGAAAACCUGGAUCUAGAUGAAGCUGAUGUUGAGGGUGUGGCGGAUGAGCGGCGGGCGCGUCCCCCUCCCGAGCCGCGGCCAUGGAGUGCAAGUAAAUCUAGGGUUUGGAAGAAGAUGGGUGAACUCUAUUUUAAUUGCAUUUUAUUCAGUUUGUGUUUUUCUGUCGAAUUACAUGUUGUUUUGGACAUGUUCUUUUUUCCUAGUAGAGAAAUUCUUAAAUUUAGGUUAGAUGCUGAGAAGUCUGGUUUUUCAGUCAUUGGCUCAGUUAUGCCCAUUACAGGAUCAACGAAUGUUAUUGCUUCUACAGAGGUGAUAGAUUCUCAGUCUGGUUCGAGGGCGGACGGUAGACAUAAGACUUUUUAUCAUUUUGUUUACUCCUUGAUUGUAUUAUCAGCCAUGUGACGAACAUUAUUUUGAUUUAAUAUAUUAGUUGGAUUUGAUGAUAAAAAAAAUGCACCUAUCAUUUAUGUUGUUGUGCAGAAAGUUGGUAGCUGAAGUGAAGAUCUUGACUCACAAUCAAACAGGCGGUGACACUGAGUUGGAGAUGUGCUGCCAGCAGCGGCAAGUUCCUUCACACACUGAAUUUCAGAAACUAUCAGCGUAACCCUAAGGUCAUACCACUAAUUUAAAGUUAUAUUAAAUUUGUGUUAAAGUCUUUUUGCACCGGAACCUCACCAUCUGAAUAAGCUUUAUUGAAUCUACUUUCAAUAAAGCCCCUACAUCCUGAAGCUGAAAGUGUACCCUAUAAUCUUCUUUACUUCGUUUGGCAUUGUCUCAUGAAUGCUCUUUUCUUCUCCUUCCACUUGAGUUGAUUCUUUGAGUUCCCAUUGGUUUCCUCUAGCACCCAGGAAACCAUUAAAAAUUGAACUCAUUUUUGCCAUAAUCUAGUAUCUAAGAUUAUCUGAAGGUAACCAUGAGAGGCUAGCAAGUACUUAGCUGGAGACCAUCAAGACUAUAAGUUUCGCUUCGGAGAAGAAGACAUCCACAAUUUUUUUGAUGUAGUGUUCGAAGGACCCUGUAUGUUAGCCC